AUACACGGUUUCAACUACCGCGACAAAAAGACAGCUCAUCGAACAUUAAAUAAAUGUCUUGAAUACUUGCGUUCAAGCUCGAAACCAGAAUUGCAAACAAUUUCUGCCAACGUAUUGAAGACUUUAAAGUGCAAGAAAGAUAUUAAUGCCUUUUGGGCAUCCAAAAAAUGCGAGAAAAAAGAUAAUUUGGAAAAAAGAAUUCAGAUUGCCGAAAAGAAGAGCAAGUUGCAUGAUGUAUAUAAUAAUGUUCGCAAAAACUUUAAUGCCGAAAUAUUAGGAAAAAGGGAUAAUAUUCAAGAUAUGGAAAAGGAUAAGUCAGUGCCUUCUAUUCCAAAAUCUCGUAAACGAAAAGUAAAAGACUUACCAGAAAAUAAGAAUAUUAAGAUGCGCCCCCUUGAACAUCAACCUGAAAAUAAGGGUGAAGAAGAAAUUGAGAUGCUUACGCAGGAUGAAGUGAACGUCCGUAACGAAUUACUCAAAAUUCUUACUGCACGUCAAAAAAAAGAUGAAGAAGCCGGGAAAGAUUUUAUGACAUCAAUAUACCUCAACGGUAUUAUAGAUUUAUCAGAUGAUGAAAUGCACAAGCGGAUUAAAAAGUCCUUGAAUAAAGAACAAAAUAGUUGGCUUGAAGGAGUUCUUGAGAGAAAAACUUGGAAACCAACCCCCGAAUAUAUGCAAUAUAUUAAUCAGUUUACUGAAGAAGUGUGUACCCGAAACGAGAUCCCAACUAUUGUUCGCAAAUCUUGUGUUACUGGAAGAUUUGAUCCUUUUUAUCACGAGGCACAUGAAAUCGCACAGCAAAUAUUAACGCAUUGGUAG
Molecule: messenger RNA, 819 nt
Organism: Paraglomus brasilianum
Lineage: Eukaryota; Fungi; Glomeromycota; Glomeromycetes; Paraglomerales; Paraglomeraceae
Source: the annotation of a GenBank genome assembly